Messenger RNA from Sitophilus oryzae (rice weevil), 1863 nucleotides. RefSeq lists its product as uncharacterized. The record is from RefSeq and is a predicted model, not a curated record. The transcript has a single exon. Gene Ontology annotation, molecular function: nucleic acid binding. The coding region runs from base 1 to 1863 and encodes 620 amino acids. Gene Ontology annotation, biological process: DNA integration. Lineage: Eukaryota; Metazoa; Arthropoda; Insecta; Coleoptera; Curculionidae.
AUGGAGAUACAAAGUUUUUUGGGGUUGGUAAAUUACGUGGAAAAUGGAUCCCCUAAUCUAGCAACGCUGACAGACCCGUUAAGGAAGAUACUUAGGUUAAAAUUAGGAAAAAAUUCCAACAUAGAGUCCUACUGGAAGGCUGAACAGCAACAUUCGUUCAAAAAACUAAAAGAGACCCUAUCCAGCAUCAAAACAUUGGGCUAUUAUCAUCCAGGUGACAGAACCCAAGUCAUAGCUGACGCCAGUCCAGUUGGUCUUGGCUGUGUACUUAUCCAAUUUGACGAAUCUGGUCCUCGAAUUAUAUCAUUUGGAAAUAAAAGCCUGACAGCUUGUGAGAAGAGAUAUUGUCAGACGGAAAAAGAAGCUCUUGCGCUGGUAUGGUCAGUGGAACAUUUCCAUAUGUACCUAUAUGGAAAAGAAACAUUUGAAUUGGUUACAGAUCACAAACCACUAGAAGCCAUAUUUAAACCAACAGCCAAACCGUGUGCGCGCAUAGAGAGAUGGGUCCUUCGACUACAAUGUUACAAUUAUAAAGUAGUAUACCGCCCUGGAAAAUUUAAUAUAGCGGAUGUUUUAUCCAGACUGCCAAGAAUAGAAAAUAUAAAUAAAUCAUUUGAUGAAAAUUCUAUUUGCCAAAUACUAAGCUAUUCAAGACCUGUUGCUGUUUCAUUAUCUGAUAUCAAGAGAGCUUCAGAAAAAGACCAAGAAAUCACCAAAGUAAAAGAAGCAAUAUUUCAAGAUGUUUGGGACCAAUCAAUUAAUCAAUAUAAAAUAUUUAGUUCAGAACUGUGUUUUCAUGAAGGAAUUCUAUUAAGAGGUGACAAAAUAGUUAUACCAUCACAACUUAGGCCAAAAGUUAUGGAAGCAGCUCACGAAGGUCACCCUGGCAUCGUAGCUAUGAAGAAACGUUUACGAACGAAAGUGUGGUGGCCUAAAAUCGACGCCGACGCGGAAAAACUUGUAAAGGCUUGCAAAGGAUGUACGUUGGUUUCAGCGCCGAAUAGACCAAAUCCAAUGAAACGACGGGAACUGCCUUCACAGCCAUGGGUAGUUGUUGCCAUUGAUUUCUUAGGCCCACUUCCAAGUAACGAGUUUAUAUUCGUCAUAGUCGAUUAUUUUAGCCGUUACAAGGAGAUUAAAGUAUUAAAAGAUAUUUCAGCACAAAGCACGAUUAGUACAUUACAAGAAAUUUUCUCUAGGCUAGGGUAUCCAUCUUGCAUUAAUGCUGAUAAUGGCAGGCAGUUUACAAGCAUUGAAUUUAAAAACUAUUGUAAAGAAACCGGUAUCGAAUUAUUUCACACUAUACCUUAUUGGCCUCAACAAAAUGGCGAAGUUGAACGACAAAAUCGUGACAUACUAAAGAGAAUUAAAAUUAGCUGUGCUUUAAAACAAAACUGGAAAAGGGAUCUUCUCGAUUACAUGAUGAUGUACAAUAGUACACCGCACAGUAUUACCGGUAAAUCUCCAUCCGAAUUGUUUUUUCGAAGAUUUUUUAGAGACAAGAUUCCUAGCAUCAGCGAUCUAGAAAACAAUAAUUUAGACAGUGAAGUUAGAGACAGAGACAAAAUAUUAAAAGAACAAGGAAAAGAAUACGGGGACAGAAAACGAAAGGCAGUAGAAACUAAUUUGGAGCCAGGUGACAAAGUUUAUGUGAAAAAUUUAAUUAAAGUAAUAAAACUUGUCCCAAACUUCAAUCCAAGUCCGCAUACAGUAAUAAAUAAAAACGGAGGGGAUAUUCAAAUUAGGAAUGAUGAAACAGGUCAAGAUUAUCGAAGAAAUAUAAUACAUUUAAAGAAAAUUGAAGGAGAAUGGAAAGUCACUAAUAAACCAGAACAAAAUGAUAGUAGUCAUGAGCAUGACUAG